This is a messenger RNA of Panthera uncia (snow leopard), 14202 nucleotides long. It is a transcript of the gene ACOT9, whose product is annotated as acyl-CoA thioesterase 9. The coding region runs from base 9458 to 10696 and encodes 412 amino acids. NCBI's taxonomy places the organism in Eukaryota, Metazoa, Chordata, Mammalia, Carnivora, Felidae. The transcript is spliced from 20 exons. Gene Ontology annotation, cellular component: mitochondrion. Gene Ontology annotation, molecular function: fatty acyl-CoA hydrolase activity. Gene Ontology annotation, biological process: acyl-CoA metabolic process. The record is from RefSeq and is a predicted model, not a curated record.
GGAAGCCCGAAAUGGGAACUUGCGUGUCCCCCACGCACCUUCGCAAAAGGGUAAGAGGAGAUCUUUUUGUGGUCCCUAGCUAGUGACUUUCCAGUUUCUUCCUUCACUGGUCAGGAAAGGAAACUCAGGAGACCCAGCCUUGGGCAACUUGAGGAUUAGAGCAGCAGUUCUCAAAGUGUGGUUCUGGGGAACCUGUGGGUUCCAAGAUCCCGUCAGAGAGUGUGUCAAAAUUGGUUUCAUAAUAAUAGUAAGACGUCAUUGGUCUUUUUCAUUCUUGUUGAAAAUUUCCAGAGGCGACGUGAUGUGUGUGUGAUGAAGUCACUGCUCUGAUGACUAAUGGAAUGUGUGCUUGUAUAUUCUAUUUUUUAUGUUUAUUUAUUUAUUUUUUGAGAGAGAGAGAGAGGGAGGCUGAGAAUCCCAAGGAGGCUCAGCACUGUCGGCGCAGAGCCAGAUGCGAGGCUCGAACUCACGAAACCAGGAGACCAUCACCUGAGCUGAAAUCAAGAGUCAGACUGAGCCACCCAGGUGCCCCAUGCUUGUAUAUUCUUAGAUUUCCUAGAAUUUCCUAAGGUAAACUAUUUGGGUUCUUCAGUAAUUUUUCCCCUCUAUAUUUGUAAUUUUUAGAAUUAACACACUGUUUUUUCUUAUUUUUUUCCUUAUUCUUUCUUAAAUCUCUGACCUUCCUUGUGGACACCCACUUCCCCUGCAUGAGGUACACUCUUUACAAUUUCCUUUAGUCAAGAUCUGCUUUUGAAAAUUUUUCUGUUUUGCUUGUCUACAUAUGUCUUUAAUUCAUCUUAAAAUUCUUGAAGGGUUUAUUUCACUGCUUAUAGAAUUUGAGGUUGAAAGUUAUUUUCUUACAGCAUGGUGAUAUCAGACUAUCUUCUGGCUUCUAUUGCUGUUGAAAGUUGUUGUAAUCCUUACUUGCUGCAUCCUCUGUGCUUCUUUUUCCUCUUUGCUUUAACUUUUUAUUUUGAAAUAAUUACAAAUUUACAGAAUGUGUGAUGACAUUGCUCUUGCGACUAAAGGAAUGUGUGCUUGUGUAUUCUUGUGUCUAAUAGAAUUUUCAAAGGUAAGCUUUUUGGAUUCUUCAGUAAUUUUUAAAUGUCCCGAGAGCAGAAUGUUUGAGAACGGUUGAAUGAGAGUAUAGCUGUUUCUUGACUGUACCCACUGGAACAAGUAUUCCGCCUUUUGCAGGUAGUUUUUCUUUGACAUUCCACCUUCCCAGACAGAGCCUCUGAGGGCUUGCUUUGGCUGCCCUACUUGGGUUCCAGGAUGAGUCAAAGAGAAAGCAGAGAAGGGUCCCACAGCGCUCUCCGUCUGUAGAAUGAAAGGUUGGACUAUCACCAAAUGACCCCUCAAACAUCCAACAAGUGAUUCUCUGCCUUUGCUAGCAAUACCCUGUAUGUAAAAAGGAAAGCAAAAGUAGGUUCUCUGUUACCUUUCCCACCCUCUGGGAAUGUUAUGCAUAGUGAGUCACCUGGGAAUUUACCAAAUGUCUUUCUCAAAGAUCUUUAAAAAUAGCAUUGAUUCUCAUCUGCCUGAGCUACUUCAGGUGAUGUGUUUCCUGACACCAUGACACAUGGAUGAUCAUCCAUAGGCCCUUCCCUGCUCCCGGUCUUACUCGUGGGAGGAUCGAGGAGAGCUAAUUGCGUUCAGCCCAGGUUUCUGAUUGUUUCCUUAGGAAGAUUCCUAGAAGUGAAAUUACCAACUAAGCAGAGAUGUCAUUUUGUUCAUCUGAAGCCAGACAAACACUCCAAAUUCAGGUCCUCAUUACAUGAAAGUAUAAUUUGAGAUGACUCCGCAGAUGGGCUUGCUCUAGCUAAAAUUAUCUAAAUUUUGAUAACAUCUGACAUCUAUAUUCCACAGGUUAUAAUACUUGGGAUAGACUAGAGUUUGGGUCUUCUCCAGAGGGGGUUUUCUUGCUACAUGUGGGCAAAACUUUAUGGGUAUGAUCAAUAAAAACAACUAGCCCCAGGAAAACACCUUGUUUUGGGCCAAGGUUUUCUUUUAUUUUUCUAUCCUUUUUUUUUUAAUUUGUGAAAUUAUCCUUUAGGGCCUGGAAAGCUGUUCCAUCUUUAGGGGUGGACCAUCAAAAGUGUAAGACUUCUCUUUGUAAGUAUAAAGUAUUACGUUGCUUUAGGCUGCAGUUAUGAGGCUGGUCAGUAAUAAGUAAGGUAUUAAUCAGGACUCUUGUCUGCAAGUACCUGAUUCUAACUAGUUUAGGCAAAAGGGGAAUUCACUGCUCAGCACAGGGAGCACAGGUCUGACAGGAACUAGAACCUUGUGGUACAGUCUGAAAUAUACUGAAAAAGAGGGAAGAUCGGUGCUUGUAAUGGACAUCUGUUUGUGUCUCAGAAAAUCAUUUUUUGCUUUUGAGUAAUUAUUUCCCCCCUAAGCCCCAAAAGAUGGUUCUCCUUGGUGAGGGGGGAGGAGGCUCCCAAUCAGAGCAUGCCAUCUGCUUUGUCAAUAUUGUGAUCCAAGCCAUGCCAACCAGUGUCUUUUCUCAGUGAUGCCAAGAAAGUCCUUCCCUUUCUUCUGGCACAUCUGAGAAGAUGUGGAGGUCUGAGACAAUGACUUUGACCUGCCUGGGAAAGACUGACCCCAUUUGAGUUUCUGGCUCUGCAUAGCCACAGGUGGAAUGGCCUGUAUGCUCCCAAUCAUCUCUGUUGCCUGCUUUUGACCACCUCACACCCCCACCCCGACCCCCACCCCAGGUACUACUACUUUGCACACUUGUAAGGAAAAAGGGGGCCGAAUGGUUAGAAAGUCUCCAUUCCAUUCACUUCAGAAAAAAGUGGGGAUAAGAAGCUCCUUGGCCAAAGAGGGGGGGUUGGGAGAGGUAGAUACUGUGUGGGAACAUGCAGAAAUAGGGAUGAUCAUACUUGAAAUCCCUGGGGUUGAACUUUAAGACAUGUGAUAUAACUCCUUUUUUUCCCCCUGUCUGGUCAUCUUUGUUUUCGUUUUGGUUUUUGUCUGGUGGUCUUUGUGAGAAGUCCAGCGCAUUGGCAAUUGUGUUAAAUCUGCAGAAAUUGCCUGUUGGAAACCAGAUGUGGAGGCUGAGUGACCUUUAGGCAAAGACUUGGACACAUUCCAACUCUCUGAAUGUUUAUGACUUAAGACUGGUGCUGUUGGCCCAAGGGCCAUUGCUGUCCACCAUGAACACUUUUUAUUUCAAGGUUCCACAAUAGCAAGACAGUUAUUUGGAAGCAAGUUGUUUUAUACCGCCCCUUUUGUAUCAGUUAUCUAUUGCCACAUAACAAAUGACCACAGACAUACUGGUUUAUGUUAUAUACAUUUAUUAUUGUAGUUUCUGUAGGUUGGGAGUUCAGGCGUGGCUUAGCUGGUUCCUUUGAUUAAGGUGUCAGCCAGGCUGCAUUCUCAUGUGGGAGUAUGGCCAAAGAAGAAUCCACCUGUGAGCUCAGGUUGUAGGCACCGGUAGAAUUCAUUUCCUUGACUGGGGACUUUGACUUCUUACUGGCUGUCAGUUGAGGCCACUGUGGUUUCUAGAAGCUGCCUGCAGUUUCUUAUCACGUGGGCUUAUCCAGUAUGGCUGCUUACUUCAUCAAGCCAGAAAGGAGAGUCUAUAGAAUAGUCUGCUACAAGAUAGUUUUUUAAUUGUGAAGAACCCCCCACAUAACAUCAAUUUUAUCAUCUUAACUAUUUUUAAUCAUUUGUACAGUACAGUAGUGUUAACUAUGUGCAUAUUGUUGUAUGACAAACCUCUAGAAAUUUUUCCUUUUGCAAAACUGAAACUCUACACCCAUUGAACACUUCCUCAUUUCCCCCUUCUCCUAGCGCCUGGUAACUACCAUUCUGCUUUCUGACUCUAUGAGAUACCUCAUAGAUACCUCAUAUAAGUGAAUCGUACACUGUCUUUUUGUGACUGGCUUAUCUCACUUAGCAUAAUGUCCUCAAGGUUUAUCCAUGUUGUAGCCAAUGACAAAACUUCCUUCUUUUAAAAAGUUGAAUGAUAUUCCAUUGUGUGUAUAUACCACAUUUCUUUUUUUAUAUGCAAAGUUUCACAAAUUUUAUUUUUUUAAGUUUUUAUUUAAAUUCCAGUUGACAUACAGUGUUCUAUUAGUUUCAUGGAUGCAAUAUAGUGAUUCAGCACUUCCGUACAUCACGCGCUGCUCAUCACAAGUGCCCUCCUGAAUCCCCAUCACCUAUUUCACCCAUCCCCCCACCCACCUCUCCUCUGGUAACCAUCAGUUUGUUCUCUGUAGUUAAGAGUCUGUUUCUUGGUUUGCCUCUAUCUCUCUUUUUCCCCUUUGCUCAUUUCUUUUGUUUCUUAAAUUCCACAUAUGAGUGAAAUCAUAUCGUGUACCACAUUUCUUGACACUUAGGUUGCUUCCACUUUUUGGCUCUUCUGAAAAAUGGCACACUGAGCAUAGGUGUGCAAAUGUCUUUUCAAGACCCUGUUUUCAACUCUUUACGAUCUUUACCCAGAAAUGGGAUUGCUAGAUUAUAUGGUAUUUCUAUUUUUAGUUUUUGAGGAACCUGUCCAUGUUUUCCAUAGAGGCUGUACCAUUUUACAUUCCCACCAACAGUGCACAACGGUUCUCUUUUCUCCACAUCUGCACCAGCGCUUGUUAUCUUCUGGGUUUUGUGUUUGUUUGUUUGUUUGUUUGUUUGUUUUGGAUAGUGCUCAUCCUAACAGGUGUGAGCUGAUAGCUCUCUGUGGUUUUGAUUUGGAGUUCUCUGAUGAUUAGUGAUGUUGGGCAUCUUUUUAUAUGCUUGUGGGCCAUCUGUAUAUUUUCAGUGGAGGAAUGUGCAUUUAAGUUCUUUGGCCACUUUUAAACCAGGUUAUUUUUUUUUUUAAUUUUUAAUUUAAAAAAAUGUUUAUUGUAUUUAUUUUGAGAGGGAGAGAGAGAGCACGAGAGAAUCCCAAGCGGGCUCUGCACUGCUGGUGUGGGGCUUGAUCUCAUGAACCAUGAGGUCAUGACCCCAGUUGAAACCGAGAGUCAGACGUUCAACUAACUGAGCCACCCAAGUACCCCAGGUUAUUUGUUUUUAAUUGUUGAGCUGUAGGAGUUCUUUCUGUAUUCUGGAUAUUAACCUUUUAUCAAAGAUAUGAUUUGCAGAUAUUUUCUCCCAUUCCUUAGCUUGCCUUUUCACUCUGCUUAUUGUUUCCUCUGACAUACAGAUAUUUUUAAGUUUGAUGUAGUCCCAUUUGUCUAUUUUUGCUUUUGUUGCCUGGCAAGAGAGGGUUUUACAUAAUGUAACAUAAUCAUGGGAGUGACAUCUUAUCGCCCUAACCACAUUCUCUUGAUUAAAAGCAAGUCACAGGUCCUAGCAAUAUACACGUGGAGAGGAUCACACGAAGGCAUAAACACCAGGAGGCAGGAUCAUGGGGGCCACCUUAAGGUCUGUCUGCAUGCAAAGGCCAGUAAAAGCCUAUUUUUUAUUUAACAUUUAACAAACAUUUUUUAAGGUCUGUUUCCUGCCAAGCAUUGUGCUUGGGGAUUAUGAAAUAAAUGUGGCAUGGUCUCUGCUGUCCACGGGCUUACAGUUAAACAUUACAGGUUCUAGUUAUGGGUGGAAGGGAUCCAGCCUCCUAGAGAAAAGUGACAGGAACAAUCAGAACUGAGGGGGCAGACACACGGUUUGUCGCUCGUCCAGUGUGACCUACCUUGAGGCAGCCCUCCCUCUCUCCCCUUCUGGAGUCCUGUCCAAGGGAAGACGACUGCCCACCACUCAGCUGAGGGGUUGAGGCUCUAACUCCUCAUAAAUACUUAGGAAACUUGCAAAGUACAGUCAGCCGUCCUUAGGCCUCCCAAAGUUUCAGCUCUUUGAAUCUAGGUAUGGAGGUUACUCAAUAAGAAGAUCAUAGGAAAUAAUUGCCUGUUAGUGCACAAAGUUUUAGACACCCCCUCUUUUCCCUGUGGCCCCUGGGUACAUGUAAUAGAUUUUAUAGUUCAAAAUCCAGCUUACCAAUCUUUGUACCAUUCACAAACUGGCAAUUAAAUGUUAACUGUGAAUCCAGAAAAUAGAGGAUACUUCAAAGAAGGAAAAGCAAGGGCAUGAACUCCACCCAAGCAGCCUCUGUGUGACCUGAGGAGCAAGGAACAGACCCACAUUAGAGCCCUGAUGUGAGUGGAUGUUGGGCAUGUUCUGCUGGGGACAACAAAGGUUAUUACCUUAGGACUUAUUCCGGAGGCGGAGGAGAAGGUGCUGAAUCAUUCCUUUUGAAGAGAUGAUGGAGGUAGGAGAAGGGGUGCAAGAAGAUCAAAGGGGGACCCAGAACCAUAGGAUUGGGAGAACUGUAAUACAUUUUAAGGUCUCCUUAAAAGAUCAAUUAUAGAAGGGUGCUACAGGAGAGGAAGAAAUGAGAUCUGCAGCUAGCAUUUCUUAGUGCCUAUUAUGAGUGGCAUGCCCGGCUUGGCAUUUUACAGAUGUGAUUUCCUUUAGUCUUUUUUGUAAUGUUUGUUUAUUUAUUUUGAGAGAGAGAGCAUGAGCAGGGGAGGAGCAGAGAGACAGGGAGAGAGAGAAUCCCAAGCAGGCUCCGUGCUGUCAAUGCAGAGCCAGAUGCAGGGGCUCGAACUCACGAACCGUGAAAUCAUGACCUGAGCCGAAAUCAAGAGUUGGACGUUUAACCGACUGAGCCACCCAGGUGCCUCUGAUUUCAUUUAGUCUUUUUGUUUUUUAUUAAACAUUUUUAAAUGUACUCCUGAAAUCAUUGUUGCACUAUAUGCUAACUAAUUUGGAUAUAAAUUAAAAAAAAAAGACUAAUGAAAAUAGAGAACACAAAAAAAUAUAUAUAUAUAUAUAUUGUACACCUGAAACUAAUAUAACACUAUAUGUUAACUAUACUCAAAUUAAAAUUGAAAUAGGGGAUGAGAUCAUGCCAUUUGAGAUAACAUGCAUGGACCUAGAAGGUAUUUUGCUACAUGAAAUAAGUGAGACUAAGAAAGACAAAUACUAUAUGAUUUCAUUCAUAAGUGGAAUCUAAAAAAACAAACAAAAAGCAGAAUUGAACCUAUAAAUACAAAGAACAAACUGAUGGUUGCCAGAAAGGAAGGGUGUGGGAGGUUGGGCAAAAUGGGUGAAGGGGAAUAGAAGAUACGGGCUUCCAGUUAUGGAAUGAGUAAGUCACAGCAUAAGGAUACAGUGGAUGAUAUUGUAAUAGCGAUGUAAUGGGACAGGUGGUAGCUACGUUGUGGUGAAAAUAGCACCAUGUAUAAACCUGUCAAAUCAUUAAGUUGUGCACCUGAAACUAAUGUAACAUUGUGUGUUAGCUAUGCUCAAAAAAAAAAAAAAAAGAAAAAACAUCUUUUAAAAAUGUUUAUUUAUUUUGAGAGAGGCAGAGAGAGCACAAGCAAGGGAGGGGCAGAGAGAGAGGGAGACACAGAAUCCAAAGCAGGCUCCAGGCUCCGAGCUGUCAGCACAGAGCCUGAUGUGGGGCUGGAACCCAUGAACCGCGAGAUAAUGACCUGAGCUGAAGUUGGACACUUAAUUGACUGAGCCACCCAGUCAGGGAAAACUGGGAAUGAAAUCAGCCAUUUAUUUUAUUUUAUUAAAAAAACCUUUUUUUUUUAAUGUUUAUCUGUUUUUGAGAGAGAGAGAGACAGAGUGCAAGUGGGGGAGGGGCAGAGAGAGAGAGGGAGACACAGAAUUCGAAGCAGGCUCCAGGAUUUGAGCUGUCAGCACAGAGCUCGACACGGGCUCAAACUCACGAGCCGUGCAAUCAUGAGCUGAGCUGAAGUUGGACGCUUAACUCACUGAGCCACCCAGAUGCCCCUGAAAUCAGCCAUUUAAAUAAAGCUAGCAUGGAUGAAUAUAAUCUGGAAUAGUAAGGGUUAAGAGUUUUUUUUUUUCUUCAAAGCCCCCCAACCUCUAUUGUUGAGAUUUCUGUCAUCGUAGAAGCAUAGAAUGGUAGUGAUUCACUAGUACAAAGUUCUCAUCUAAUAGCUAAGAAAACUGAAGCCCAGAGAGGGUGAAGUACUUGUCCAAGGUCACACAGCUAGAGGGUGGCAGAGUCAAAAAUACAAGUGAGGUCUCCUGAUUCUAAGUCAAGAGAUCUUUUACUAUACCUCAGAGGUCUUCUGGCAAAAAUGGAAAACUUAAAAACAGACAGUAUAUUAAAUACUGUCCUAAGACUAGAGUCCAGGUAGAAAACUGUAAACAUUCCACACAUUUGGUCCAUUUCUCACUAGCGCAUGCUUUGUUUUAAUUAUGGCAAAGAAUGCUUGGUCUUGUUCCAGUCUACUCAGUUUCUUCUUCUUCCUAAGCCUUCUGUCUCUGGUCUCUGCCUUGUGCGCCCCCCACCCCCAACCCCUGCCCAUCCCAAGGACUGAUAAGUAGGACUCUGCUGUGUGAAUCACAAACACCUACAACUGAGACAAGCACACAAUCAACUUGCUAGGAGAUCCAUGCCACUUAAGAGGCCGCAGGCAGCUGCCCCCAUCCAGACUUCUUCAUGGGAGAAUUCCAGAGGCCACAGAACUUCGCAUUCAUGGGGGAUUCCCCUCUGAACAUCUUGUCAACAGAGCACACACUCCUAAUCUGACAGGAGGAGUGGGUUUUCCUAUCCAGGCAGGUGACAUAGAGAAUGCCAGCCUGUUGACAUGAAGCCAAAGGGCAGUUGGCUCAAUUAAUCCAAUUCAUUGAAAAUUCUCUUCAACAUGUCCAAGAAUCCCAGUGAACCCCAAGGUGCAUAAACACAAACCACACCAAGGCACUACACAAUCAAAUUCUGAAAAGCAGGGAUAAAGACAAAAUCUUAAAGAUGAGACUAAUCACUGGUUUGUCAUCAAAAACAAUGCAAACCAGAAGAUAUUGGGAACAUCUUUAUUUUUUUAAAGUUUAUUUAUUUAUUUUGAGAAAGAGACUGCAUGGGAGGAGCAGAGAGCGAGAGAGGGAGAAUCCCAAGCAGGCUCUGUACUGUCAGUGCGGAGCCCGACACGGGACUCAAACUCAUGAACUGUGAGAUCAUGACCUGUGCUGAAAGCAAGAGUUGGAUGCUUAACUGACUGAGCCACCCAGGUGCCCCGGAACAACGUCUUUAAAGCAUUAAAAGAAAAACACUGUCAACCUCCAAUUUUAUAUCCAGUGAAAAUGUUCUUCAAAGAUGAAGGCAAAAUAAAGACAUUUCAGUGAAGCCAAAGCCAAGAGAAUGCAUCGCUAGUGAAUUUGCACUACAAGGAAUGCUAAGAGAAGUUCUUCAGGCUGAAGGAAAAGGAUACCAGAUGGACACAGGAGUUUACACAAAGGAAUGAAGAGUAAAUACAGUCCUGCCCACACUGAAGAAAAGUGACAUGGAUACAAGACCUAGAUAUCAGGGAGUGGGAAUCUUGGGAUUCUGCCUGCUGCAAGCCCUGAAUGAGAGGCCUCUGAAUGGCUCUGUGCCUCUCUUAGGGAAAAUAGGCUUUGUACCACCUUGGGCAAGGGGCUGCGUGCUUCUGGCAGAGGACUCACUCAAGGAUCCGAGAAUCCCGAGAAACAGAGAGUCCUCCACAUGCAUGAAGCAUGUUCACCUAUACAUGUGAAUCACGUUCGUGAUAAGUUGCGGGAGAUAGUAGGAGUCUCCACAAACUGGAGAGACCAUGUGAAAGCAAUGGAGGAAAGAAAAUUACUUCAGAGUUUUUUGGCUCAGUCACAGAAAGGACUGCCACCCAGGAGAAUGAAAGACAGUUAUAUCGAGGUUCUCUUGCCUUUGGGUAGUCAGCCUGAAUUACGAGAGAAAUACUUGACUGUUCAAAACACCAUCAGAUUUGGCAGGAUUCUUGAGGAUCUUGACAGCCUAGGAGUUCUCAUUUGCUACAUGCACACCAAGAUUCAUUCAGCUAAGGCGUCUCCUCUGUCUAUAGUUACAGCCCUGGUGGACAAGAUUGAUAUGUGUAAGACGAGCUUAAGUCCAGAACAGGACAUCAAGUUCAGUGGCCAUGUCAGCUGGGUUGGGAAGACAUCCAUGGAAGUGAAGAUGCAAAUGUUUCAGUUACACGGCAAUGAAUUUUGUCCUGUUUUGGAUGCAACCUUUGUAAUGGUGGCUCGUGAUUCUGAAAAUCAAGGGCCGGCAUUUGUAAAUCCACUCAUCCUUGAAAGCCCAGAGGAAGAAGAACUCUUUAGACAAGGAGAAUUGAACAAGGGGAGAAGGGUUGCCUUCAGCUCCACGUCAUUACUGAAAAUGGCUCCCAGUGCCGAGGAGAGGACAACCAUACAUGAGAUGUUUCUUAGCACGCUCGAUCCAAAGACUAUAAGUUUUCAAAGUCGAGUUUUACCCCCUCAUGCGGUGUGGAUGGAGGAUUCAAAACUGAAGAGCUUGGAAAUUUGCCAUCCUCAGGAGCGGAACAUUUUCAAUCGGAUCUUUGGCGGUUUCCUUAUGAGGAAAGCGUAUGAACUUGGAUGGGCUACUGCUUGUAACUUUGGUGGUUCCCGACCGUUUGUAGUAGCAGUGGAUGAUAUCAUGUUUCAGAAACCCGUUGAGGUUGGAUCACUGCUGUUUCUUUCUUCGCAGGUUUGCUUUACUCGGGACAAUUACAUUCAAGUCAGAGUGCACAGUGAGGUGGCCUCUCUUGCGAAUAAAGAGCAUAUGACCACCAAUGUCUUCCAUUUCACGUUCAUGUCAGAAAAAGAAGUGCCCUUGGUUUUCCCCAGAACCUACGGAGAGUCCAUGUUGUAUUUAGAUGGGCAGCGGCAUUUCAACUCCAUGAGUGUACCGGCGAACUUGAGAAAGGACUACCUUGUGGAGCCCUAGGAAAACCAUGCUUGUUUAAGAGCAGCCCUCCACGGUGGCAUAGUGCCUGUUGAAAGCCCGAUCAAGUGUUUUGGUUUCAGUCUUUAUUCUCAUCCUCUUUUGAGAAGAAGAAUGUAUUCAACCUUUAGGAUGAUCAGCAAAGCAGAACAAGAGAGUGGCUGGGUGGGGCAGAGGAAGAGGGAGUUAUUAAACAAUAAACACUCUCAAGACAAUUUAAAUUAGAAACCUACCAUGUCACCUCCUGUGUGGUAAAGAAAUGAGGGCAGAAUGCCUUUAUAUGCAGUUGGAAACGUUUCUUUUCUUAAGCUUAUCACAAGCUAUCCGUAUGUGCAGUUUCCUGCCAAGGUAUUUGGAGGGUAUUCCUUAAGCCUGACGCUGCAGUUCCCCUGUAUUGUCUAAAUCCCAUCAACCCUACAUGAGUCCUCUGUGUUUUGCCUGCCUCUCCUUCCCAGCUUUGGUUGUUGGCAGGAGGCAGAUGAAAAGUGGGGGUGAAGGGAGCGAACAAAAGGUAAGGCAUUUGGAAGGAUUUGUGGGAAGCUUUAAGCCUAAAGCCAUACCAAGAGGAGGUGUUCAGAGAUGAUCUGUAUGAGGACACACAGGACCAUGUGUUCAUUCUUUCGUUCACCAGAUAGCUUUUCACACUCUACUCGGAGCUGGCCAGGAUAUAUCUGAUUCAAAAACAGGAACAGUGACAAUAAUGGCUGCUUAUGCUUGCUGAACACUUGCCAUGUGCUAAGGCACUGUCCUGAGCACUUGACGUGUAUUAGCUCAUGUAUUUCUUCUACCACCACUAGAGGUAGGUUCUCUAACCCUCUCAGGUUAGGUCACUCAAGCACAGACAGGUUAAGUGACCUGCUCAUGGUCUCACAGCUAGUAAGUGGUGGUGCUGGCAUUCAGAGGCAGGCAGUGUGGCGCCAGGGCACGCUUGACCAGUACAUGGGACUGCUUUCUGUGUCCAGGAUCAUAGUGUCACCUAGGAACCCAAAGGGAGGUAUUCUCAUGAGUCUAGCCAAGACAAAGUUUCUUUCUUGAUGGGAUGGGAGGUCGAUUGAGUCCGGGAGAGACAAAAACCAGGCUUUUGGGAAGAAAAGAGUCCUCUCUGGCAAGGUGUUUCCCCACACUGUACUUGCACCAUCCUGAGCUUCUCUGGGCCCUUCAGUACAGCAUUUUGCAGAUUUACCUGUGACUCGGUGGGGACUCUGGGAGUUGUGUGAAUGUGUUAAGGGCAGUUCAAUGAAGAGACCUACUGUCUGCUGUCUUACAGAUUAUAUGUUAUACAUUUAAACAUUUUUUGCUUAUUCACUGAGAUUCUUUCUAGAACUUUUCUUGCUAUUCUAAGCAUGGUUCCAGUAAAUAUCCUAAAUAGCUAAAAUAUUUAACCUUUAAAUGAUUUCCUUAGGAAAAUUGCAGAGAAGUGAUACCUAGGUCAGAAUAGUGUGCACACAUUGAAGGCUUUGAAUAUGCAUUUCACAUAACCUUCUAGAACAGUUGGAGACCUUCAUUCAUUCAUCGAUUUCCCUGAAGUUUGCCAAGUUUUAUUCUUUUUAAACAUCUUUGCCCUUUUGAUAGGUGAAAAAGGAUAUUUGUUAACGGGCUGUCUUUGAAUUUUGCCGAGAUUGAACUUUAAAAAAUUGCUUAUUGUGUUUUUAGUUAAAUUACUAGUUCAGGUAUGGAUAUCAGAAUCUUAACUCAGAACAUGUUCCCUCCCAUUAAAGGUUUUCAUAUGAUAAGAACAACAGGUUUUGAUUUUUAUUAAAACAAUUUUUUUAGGUUUUCAUUUUUAAUACAGGACUUGGAGAAGAUGAGAUGAAGCGAAGUAUGAAGGACAUACAGUAGGCUCUAGGUAUUUAGUGUUCUGUCCCUCUUUAAAGAUAGUGAGUGUUUGGUCCUAGCACCAUUACGUGUUGAGCAUGGAAUUUCCUAAUGUGGGUUGGACAUGGUUUUGUACUGAGUUGUCCAUCCCGAGACAUCCUAAUUUUACUUCAGGCGUUUAUUACCAAGUUCUUUGUUUUUUGCUUAGACAUUUCUUCAGUUGGUCUUCGAGGAUGGUGUCUUUAACACUGGUUUUUUAGAAGAAUUGACACUGAUAUGCUGUGCACUAUGUUGUGCGUGCCCUUGUGAUGCCGUGGAUCCAUUUCUUGUGGAACCUGAAUACUCUGCACAUUCCCUUUGCUACCCGAGUUCUCUGUGACGAUCUGCUUUCUCUCAUCUCUUAGAACAGAGCCCAGAGCUUGAUGGCUGAAGAAUGGAAGUCUCCCCUCCCACCCCACACCCGUCACCCCAGGGAAUUCAACAUUUUAGUUUUCUUUUUGAUAAGCUUGCGCAGAAAGAAAGACCCUUUAUCUUCCUAAAGGCAUAUUUGAGUCUGUGGGAUGGCCAGGCCCACCUGGGGAGUUCUUAUCCCUGUGGCCUUGGCUGCAGUCACCUAGGCAGCUGUAGGCAGCUGUGUGCAGCCGGGGGCGUGUCUGGGGCCGGAACAUCUGGCACCUCAGCUGGGGUGGCUGGAAUCGGGUGGAGGUUGGCCAGACCUCUUAACAGGCUGGUUGGAUUUUUUAAAUGGUGUCUUGAGGGCUCCAAGAGCAGCCAGCCAGAGUUUUAGAUCCUAACUACACCAUCCUCCUGCCUCUCAAAGCCAUUUUCAUGCCGGGAACAAUCAGUGAUGUCCUGGAAGUUGACAAAGAAGAUACCUUGGAUACUAGUGCUAAUGAAAUAGUCUUGUAUAAACAUUUAUUAACAAGUAACACUGGGAAACACUACAUAGGAUACCCCUCCUCUGGUAGUUUUUAAAGCAUAUUAGGUUACAAAAGACUCCGAAAAGUAGGUCCGUAAGAACACCUGUUUAACUUUGUUUAAUCAGCUUUUGUGAAACUUACUUGGCCAUGGUCUUUUUUUCUUAUUAAUACCUAUUAAUAAAUUGCACACAUGAGAAGAGGGAGGCAAAAGGAAGUGCGUUAGAGGAUGGUGAAGGGUAGUUUAUAUUUGCUUCCAUUUUGAUACGGAGAAGACAAGUUUGUUAACAAUUUCUGUUUCUCGCCAGACCCUCAAGCUCAAAUUCAGUGUUUUAUGCUUUACAACAAAAACAUUUGAGAGGAGUUAGGGAUUCUUUAUUUGGUUCCAGAACCCCAUGACAACUUGUAUGUUGGUGAAGUGCUGCAAUAAUCAGUGAGAAGAUGUAAUCAUCAUAAAAAAGGAACUUUUAUAUAUGACUAACGUAUUGGAGUCUUAGUAUGUGUCAGGCAAUAUGCUAAUGACAUUCAGAUGUAUUUGCUCAUUUAAUCCUUACAGCCACCUUUGGAGGUCAAUAGCAUUGUUACCCACAUUUUGCAGAGAGAGGUGAGGCUGCAAAAGGGACAGGGGCUAUAUAUGUAAUCUCAGGAUACAGUUAGGUCUCUAACCAUGAGAGAUGAUGGUGAAAUAGUUUUGGGAUUUUAGUUCCCUUAUAGAAUAGAUUUUCACUGCAUUUGUGAUUGACUCUCUGAAUCGACUUGUGAAUGGUCCCCCCCCCC